UUAAAGUGAAGAUCGGAUCGUCGCCGAUUACCGUGCGCGUGCACAAGAAAGAGAGAGUUAGAGCCACCGGCUUACCGUACGGAUCGCGCCGAGAAUGAAAUUCUUUCUUUGCUUGAUAAAAUACAGCAGCAGCAGUAGUAGUAGCAGCAGUCUUUCGUUGUACAACAGUCUCGAUAAUACAAGAAAACGAGUGGAACGUUUACGGCCAAACGACAGUAAUACCGGCGGCUGCAUCGCCUGAACGAAUUUUUCUCAUCGAUAAACAACAUUUUUCACGCGUUCCGUCUGCUACGGGCAUAACGAAGGAAAUCGACGCCGUUUUUUCUUUCAUUCUUUUUCGUCCUUUUUGUUUAUACAUAGUUUGUCGCUCAGUGCCGCGUAAUAGUUCAGUUUCGCGAGGCUCAUCCAUCAUUCGAGACCGGGCCAAACAGAAUCUACAGACAACGCCAUAUAGAAGAAAAAGAGGCGGGACGCGCCUAAGUUUGUUUUAUUGGUUUAGUUUCUAGCGCGAGGCUCGAACUCGCGCCAAAGUGUGUUCCACAGUGGAGGAUACUAUCUCUCUUUUGGGUUACAACGCUAGGUGGCCGACAGGCGAAAUGCCGGUGCCGGUUUGGGACUGCUCUGACCUGGGCCUGUUAGACGAGCCCCUGGACACUACGACAGUGGUGUCCGACGACAUAUGGAAGAAGUUCGAUCUUCCGGACUUCCUCUCUAUAGAUCAAAGAGUGGACGCCUACUCGGAAAUGUAUUACGAGUGCACCUUCGAUGAUGGCGUGUUGUCGGAUCCGGAGUACGAAAAGACCUGUCUGUCUCGAGAGAUACGUCAUCACGACUGUAUGUGGGCAGGGCUAUGCAUCAGUAAAGAGCACAACAGAACGUUGCCCGCGAAGAAGGACUCGCUGAUACAGAAAAAGGUGCCGGCUGGUCGAAGCGUUUUGAUAUCACGAGCAAACACCGCUUAUAUAGGGACUUCGUUGGCAGUCAAUCAGCAACAGGCCCAGCAACUGUGCCGUGCAAGAAAUCUGGAGAGCGACGGCGAAUCCACUAGGCCGGAAACACCACAAAGCUCCAGCUCCGAUACAGAAACAGAGGACGAAGGUCCGUUCUUUAGACACGACCAGAUCAACAUACACGAGAAAUUAUCCGAGUGUAUAUCAGUACCAGCUACCAAGACUGUACGAGUAAGCCAGAAUAAGCGAAAGACCGGUCGACGUGGCAGAAGGAAAGAGCAGGAUCAGUGUCAAGUGCAUAGAGAGACGAAUAUCAGGAAUACUCUCAGCGACCAUUGCUAUCACUUGAAUCAGUCGUACAGCAAGAAUUUAGAACACCUUGGAGUGCAGACACCUUCCGAUUCCGAGGAGGAAGAGAUCGACGUGGUAAGCUUCGAUAAACCGUGCAGACCAGCGGUUUUACCAACGAAUCCAAGCUUGGCCGACCAGCAACACUUCCAAUUAACAGUUAAUACCGCGUUUAAAGAGAAACCACCGGGUUCGAGACCUCGUGGCCGACCUCCCUCGAACCCAGCGCGGAAAAGAGGAGCUGCCCAGGCCGAGGAGAAGCCAGCGAAACGAGCUCGUCACAGGUCCUGUCAGAGGAGAAACAAGGUAGGACGCACCAUGUCAUCGUCUACGUGCGUAUCAUCUUCACCUUCGAUGAGGUCAAACACAUCGAGAAGUUCCUCGGACGAUGAAUUAGACACUGAGAAGAGGAGAGAACACAACAACAUGGAACGUCAAAGGCGGAUAGAGUUACGAAAUGCGUUCGAAGAGCUACGCGUUCUCGUGCCAGCUGUUGAGAAAAAGGAUAAGGCAGCGAAAGUCGUGAUUCUCAGGCAAGCGACUGCAUAUUGUGCUUCGUUGGUGGCGGACGAAAUAUGCUAUGCAGCCAAGGUGGCGGAAUUGAGGCGGCAACAGGAGAAGCUUCGAGCAUCGCUCAGUUAUCUAAGGAGGAGUCUCGCCAUGACGCGCUGAGAGAGAGAGACUCUGACCGUGUCGGAUUUUGAAUCCCACACGACGAAAUGCCUUGCUCGGAACGUACUUGUCGUUACCCUGGUGGAUCAGUGACAAAUCUUCACUCGGCGUUUCGAGAUCAGACGUGAUUAUUGAAAAUAAAUGCCUUUACGCAAACGAGAAAGACCGUCUACCUUGUCUGUUUGGAUCUGGCUAUCCGUCUUCGGUAGCGCGGCCGUCGAGGGGCAAGGAAGGCACUUCAAACAGCGCGUUCGGCAGAGUCACAAGUGCGCUGUUUGAAGAGACAUAGAAGAGCCUGGUCCAAUCAUCGACAAGAGAAAAAAAAAAAAAACACUGUGUUGUGGUUCUGUGAUUCACUUGGGCGGAUAUGGGUAAACCGAAUCUUUUAAAAUCUGUUUUACCAUAGAAGAAACAAGUAUAUAUGUGUAUAGACGACACUUGCGUAAGAACAAAGAGAAAGUUAGGCCGAAGGGAGAUUCGAAGGGUGGACGAAGGGUGAAUGCGUAUCGAGAACGAAGAAGGAAUACCGUUCGCGUCGAAUCGACAUCAAAUGUUGCAAGAAAUCGAAAGAACCGAUACAAAGAGCUUCGAAAAGAAUAUUUAUACGUAUAUGUAUAUUUGUAGAAAAGAUACUUCGAAUGGCAAGUUACUAAAGAGGGUCGGGCAAUUGAUCGUAGAUCGCUUCGGUCAAAUUCACCAAGUUAUCUAUGACAACGCAAAAUUGAGUUUAGCUAAUUUAGAGAGAAAACGUUAUCGACGAUAGAUCUUCAGUUUUUUGUUUUUUUUCUCUCUCUCUCUUUUUUUGUUAGCACACAUACAUAUUACAUUAAGAAAAAUUCACUAUUUACGAGGUUGAAUCGCCGCGAAUAGAGUCAAUUCUAUUUUAUAUCCUUCGAAUUCUCGAUCAGUGUCAUCUUAACGCGUUAUAGAUUAUCGACUACGACCGGUUUCCGAGCUGGGCAAUGUUUUAUAUAUUUUAGAGAAAAUGUUUUACGUUCAUGAAGAUAUUCGAAACGUUCGACGAGAUCGAACGACGGCCACGUAGUUCGCUAUUUAUCACGCAUUUUUUGCGCGUUUCUGCACGUUUUGUAUAACACGCUCGUAUACACACGAGUUUUUCUUUUUCACGUUAAACAUGCAUUUAGGCGAGUCGAGACAAAUCCGACGAGAGAAAGCCAAAAAUGAACAAGACUACGAUUGUUAUUAAUAAUAGUCUCGACUGUAUUGGAUUUCGAAUCGGCCUCGAAUCGUUCGAUAUCUCGUCGUUGUUUGGAAUUUCGUUCUGCGAUGCGAAAUCCAUGUACGACGGAGGAAAACGAGGCUUAUUAUCGAAACGUUAUCCGAUGUUAGUUGCACCGGUUCCGAACUAACUGGUCUUAGGACGCAUUUCAAAGCUGAACCGGUUUCUAGGUAUAUCUUUCAUUUUUAGGAAAUGAACGAGAAAAAGAAUAAUAUAGAAAAGAAAGAAGAGUGGGAAGCACACGCGGAUUCUUUUUCCAAAACUCGUAUCGAUAAAUCGCGCUAAAGAUACGAAAGAAAUAGCUGGUCGUGAUGCUGCCUGCUUUUUACAUCAGCGAUUUUGUAUCGAAUAGUCGAGAUAAACCUGUUAGUUUGACAGGUUGCCAUUUAAACUUGCACAAGAUAUAUUCGCCUUAUAAUUACGGUACUGGUAUUGUGUCGAAACGAAAUUCGUACAGAUUCACGAAUUAUGGAACGAGUUUUGGCGAUCGAACGAGCGCAAGGCACGAACUACGCGUGUGACUUCAGAACUGUUAUAUUCCUCGCAAUCCUCGCAAUUUUACGUUAUUUGAAAGAUUUCAAGGUAGAAAUUAGAGCAAGUCUCAUUAAUAUUAUCUCAUAUGAUCGAGCAAAACCGUCGAGAUCCCGAAAUCCCGAUGAACGUGUUCCAAAGAGAGGCGUGUUUCGCGUUACGGGUAGGAAACGCGUGUUCGACAAUGCCAUUCAACAUGGAAAAAGAAAAACCAUAGAUGACUGGUCUGUUAACAAUACCUAUUCACAAGUAUCUUCCUUAUCGAAUUUCAUUGUUUUCUCCAUUGCAAUCUCGCGUUGUUUUUUUUUUUUUUUUUUUUUUUAACAGCGUCGCUAAUAGUAGUUACUUACCGAUCGAUUGAUGAUCGCUGUGCGAUCUUUACGUUUUUCGACGUUUCACGCCUUCGAUAGCAUAUGAAUCUAAACGCGUUCUAUAGUAGAGUGAUUGUAUUCUGAGAAUCUUACAAGUAGGCGAAAAAUCGUAUGAGUCACGAAACGUGUAGGUAGAGAGAGACAGUUUGCACCUAGUACAUACGCGUUAUGUAUGUACCGUAGGGCACAGAGAGAAAGUCGUAGACAUACACGCAUACUACAAAGAGAUAAUAUUAGAAAUUUAGUCCGGGUACCUUACACACACAUAUUCCGUUUUUUUGUUACGAAUACAUCAGAUGCAUCUUCAUUUCGGAUCAUUUCGGUACGCGUAACGAUAUUAGCGAAGUUCGGGUUUCGAGUCGAAGUCCUGUCCGUCUUUUGUCUACCUUCUUCCUCGUUCUUCUAAUCCGGCUACGGCGUAAAACGGAUACAAACGCGACAAAAAUCUCGUUAAUGGUAGCUUUCGUCCUUUUCUUCGCGCCUCUGUUUCCUUCUUUCCGCCGAUAUUUCGCGCAGAUAAACACGCCACGGAGAUCGACGAAGCACACCGAUCUUCGUGGGUGAGCGCCUAUUCACGUGCGUUUAGUUUUUAUACGCUAGUGCGUAGAAUUCUUUAAACUGGUGCAAUAACAGACACGAAAGAAUAUUACCUUCGUGGCGGAUCGUUAUUUUGUUGUUAAACGAUCAUCGGUAUUUAAUUUAUCCGAGAAAGGAGUAGACAGGGCGCUGAGAACCCGAGACUAAGGAUCGAAUUGUUCACUUUCUUCUUUUCUAUUAUUUUUCGUUUUUAUAAUACAAACGAUCGAUCCGAUAUCUGUGCUCGUUUUCGACGGCUUUUCUACGGCUGAGAAACGUCGAGUUGGAAAGGAAGAGACGUCAGAUCUCGCGCUACCAAGAGAUUGUAAAGGUCGAUAAAGGUCGAAGAGAAAACUAACCUCGAUUAGCAUGUUUUCAUUUUUUUUUUGUCUUUAGAACUUUUUGUUUUCGUUCGUACAACGGUACACGUUCGCUAAGGUGGAUGCUGAACGGCAACACACGAUUUUAUAACAAGAAGGAAAUCUUUUUUAUCUGAUUAAGAUCCGUGCGGAAUACGCUUUUUAAACGCGUGUAAAUAAUGUACAUACAUAUAUAGGACAAUAUAUAAACAUGCAUAAAUAAUACAUAGUCAUGUAUGCAUGUACAUUGCAAAUUAUAGACAUUGAAGCGUGUAAGUGCGUAAGGUAGAGAGAAAGAAAAAUAGAUCGAGAGGGAGGGACAAAGCUUGGGUGGGAGAAGAAUAAUACUAUUACUACUAAUUAUUAUUAUUAUUAUUAUUAUUAUUAUUAUUAUUAUUAUUAUUAUU
Molecule: messenger RNA, 5454 nt
Organism: Bombus pyrosoma
Lineage: Eukaryota; Metazoa; Arthropoda; Insecta; Hymenoptera; Apidae
Gene: Myc
Product: transcriptional regulator Myc-like
Exons: 3
Coding region: 597-1970 (457 amino acids)
Biological process (GO): regulation of transcription by RNA polymerase II
Molecular function (GO): RNA polymerase II cis-regulatory region sequence-specific DNA binding; DNA-binding transcription factor activity, RNA polymerase II-specific; protein dimerization activity
Source: RefSeq, a predicted model, not a curated record